This is a messenger RNA of Loxodonta africana (African savanna elephant), 3405 nucleotides long. It is a transcript of the gene AMFR, whose product is annotated as autocrine motility factor receptor. Gene Ontology annotation, molecular function: ubiquitin protein ligase activity; ubiquitin binding. Lineage: Eukaryota; Metazoa; Chordata; Mammalia; Proboscidea; Elephantidae. The transcript is spliced from 14 exons. The coding region runs from base 31 to 1953 and encodes 640 amino acids. The record is from RefSeq and is a predicted model, not a curated record. Gene Ontology annotation, biological process: endoplasmic reticulum unfolded protein response; protein K48-linked ubiquitination; ubiquitin-dependent protein catabolic process. Gene Ontology annotation, cellular component: endoplasmic reticulum; ubiquitin ligase complex; cytosol.
GCCUGGGGUCUGGAGGCCGCCGCUGCCGCCAUGCCGCUGCUCUUCCUCGAGCGCUUCCCCUGGCCCAGCCUCCGUACCUACACGGGCCUCAGCGGCCUGGCCCUGCUCGGCACCAUCGUCAGCGCCUACCGCGCCCUCAGCCAGCCCGAGGCCGAGGCCGGGCCCGGGCCCGGGCCCGGCGAGUCGGAGCAGCCCGCUCCCAGCCGGGCGGACGCCGGGGGCCCCCGGGCCCGCGACGUGGCCCAGUACCUGCUCUCGGACAGCCUCUUCGUGUGGGUCCUGGUAAAUACUGCUUGCUGUAUUUUGAUGUUGGUGGCAAAGCUAAUCCAGUGUAUUGUGUUCGGUCCCCUUCGAGUGAGCGAAAGACAGCACCUCAAAGACAAGUUUUGGAAUUUUAUUUUCUACAAGUUCAUUUUCAUUUUUGGUGUGCUGAAUGUCCAGACAGUGGAAGAGGUGGUCAUGUGGUGCCUUUGGUUUGCUGGGCUUGUGUUUCUGCAUCUGAUGGUUCAGCUCUGCAAGGACCGAUUUGAAUAUCUUUCUUUCUCUCCCACAACACCGAUGAGCAGCCACGGUCGAGUCCUGUCUCUCUUGAUUGCUAUGCUGCUUUCCUGCUGUGGAUUAGCAGUUGUCUGUUGUGUCACAGGCUACACUCACGGGAUGCACACGUUGGCUUUCAUGGCUGCAGAGUCUCUUCUUGUGACAGUGAGGACUGCUCAUGUGAUUUUACGAUACGUAAUUCACCUCUGGGACCUCAACCAUGAAGGGACCUGGGAAGGAAAGGGAACAUAUGUCUACUACACAGAUUUUGUCAUGGAGCUUACUCUCUUGUCCCUAGACCUCAUGCACCAUAUUCACAUGUUGUUAUUUGGCAACAUCUGGCUGUCCAUGGCCAGCUUGGUGAUCUUCAUGCAGCUGCGUUAUCUGUUUCACGAGGUACAGCGUCGAAUCCGUCGGCACAAGAACUAUCUGCGUGUGGUUGGAAACAUGGAAGCCAGGUUUGCAGUUGCAACUCCAGAGGAGCUGGCUGUCAAUAACGACGACUGUGCAAUCUGCUGGGACUCCAUGCAAGCUGCAAGGAAACUGCCCUGUGGACAUCUUUUCCAUAACUCCUGUCUUCGUUCCUGGCUAGAACAAGACACCUCCUGCCCGACAUGCAGAAUGUCUCUUAAUAUUGCCGACAAUAAUCGUGUCAGGGAAGACCAUCAAGGAGAGAACUUGGAUGAGAACUUGGUUCCCGUGGCGGCAGCCGAAGGCCGACCUCGCUUAAACCAACACAAUCACUUCUUCCACUUUGAUGGGUCCCGGAUCGCGAGUUGGCUGCCGAGUUUUUCUGUUGAAGUGAUGCACACCACCAACAUUCUUGGCAUUACUCAGGCCAGCAACUCCCAGCUUAAUGCAAUGGCUCAUCAGAUUCAAGAAAUGUUUCCCCAGGUCCCGUACCACCUGGUGCUGCAGGACCUUCAGCUGACGCGCUCAGUGGAAAUAACAACAGACAACAUUUUAGAAGGACGGAUUCAAGUACCUUUUCCCACACAGCGGUCAGAUAGCAUUAGACCUGCAUUGAACAGUCCUAUGGAAAGGCCAGGCAGUGACCAGGAGGAGGGAGAAACUUCUACUCAGACUGAGCGCGUGCCACUCGACCUAAGUCCUCGGCUGGAGGAGGCAUUGGACUUCAGUGAGGUGGAUGUGGAGCCCAGCGAGGUGGAAGACUUUGAGGCUCGGGGGAGCCGCUUCUCCAAGUCUGCCGAUGAGAGACAGCGCAUGCUAGUUCAACGCAAGGACGACCUCCUGCAGCAAGCUCGAAAGCGUUUCUUGAAUAAAAGUUCUGAAGAUGACUCAGCCUCAGAGAGCUCCCUCCCCUCGGAAGGCACGUCCUCUGACCCUGUGACGCUCCGUCGAAAGAUGUUGGCUGCGGCUGCUGAACGGAGGCUUCAGAAGCAGCAGACUUCCUAGCAUUGCCUGCCUUCAUCAGCCUCCUCCUGAUUGUGUGCCAGAGAGGAAGAGGCCUCCCCAGUUCUGCCUGCUGUGUGAAGAAGUGGGCGUGACUGCGUUGCCGCUGUAUAAAGCAUGUGGUCUUAAUAGUGUUUGGACAGCUGACAAAUUUAAUCCUUUUUGUAAUACUUUCUAUGUGACAUUUCUUCUUCCUUAGAAACACUGCACAUUUUAACUCUAGGCAUGAUCUCUUCUGGCGUUGACUGGACUUCUUGGGGUUGGGGGGAGGUUGAGAGGAAGUAAGCAACCAGAGACCUGUAGCAGGUAGCUUUAAUGACUACUUUGUACAUAGGUCACAAAAACCGCUGGUGUCGCCAGCCUCAGAUCUGGUCGGGGAGGAGAUGCAGCAGCAGCCGGGAGGACCUGUUCAGCCUGAGCCUGAGCCACACCCUCGAUGAUCUCCGGUGUCAGACUGCUCUUCUUAGGGCCAGACAUUCAGGAUGUUACAGAGGCCAGACCCACAGGCGCCUGGCCCCAGGGGCAGGCAGGGCAUCUUGAGAAAGAGCUCUUGGUUUGAUGCCUAGUGCAGAGGAGGGGAAAGCCCAAGGCUGUUGAGUAGAGGAAGGGCCCGCCUUGUGUGGUAGAGGUUGAGGACUGACCUUCUGAGGAAGUAAUUCAAAGCCGGCUUUAUUUCCGUUCACAUUGGCGCUCCCGCAUCUCGGGACCCACAGAGUUGGCCCUUUGUGUAUCUCCUCUCAUUGCCCCCUCCGGGCACGGAGAAAGCCCCCGCUGAAAGGACUAGGCAGCAAGCUUUGAUUUGCGGUUUUAAUUCCUUGGUCAAGUAAAUUAGGCAGUUCCAGUCUGUGGAUCUGAUCCUUGGAGAAGAUGUGGGCCUUGCAAGAUGGGGUAGUAAAUUGUGGAGGGCUUUAUUGAAGAAAUAAAAGAUAUUGUAUCCUUUUUUUCUUCAAGCCCUUCAUUUUCAUAACUUUGUUCCUGUUGGUUUAACUAAACAUAGAAAGGUUAAGACGUUGAAUCCACCUGUCUUAGAGACAGACCGAGUUCCCAGACCCUUCAAAUUCUUCACACAUUUAACUUUAAAGAUUUGAAACAUGCAAUCAUAGGUUACACAGUUCAGUUUUACGUCCCAUUGGAUUACAUUUUUUUAAUGUUUGAAAAUAUAAUUUUAUGGUAGCCCUUUUGAGAAGAAUCCAGUAUUACCUAAAAUUAUUGGCAAAGUUAAAUGUAUUUUCCAUAACUGCAAGUUUUUAGAAUGUUUUCAAAGUAAUUGAGGAAAGGGUGAUGAGUAAAUAUUUAGGCAGAGGUAAUUUAUUUCAGUAAAUCUUUCAAAAGCCUUACCUUGAAAUGCUGUUAGGAAAUUUCUGUGAUUUUUUUUUUUAAUUUGUUUCAUUUUGCUAAGAACAUAGCUGUUUGUUUUUAUUGUAAGUUAAUAAUAACAAUAAAAAGCAAACUCUU